Drosophila teissieri is the source of this 890-nucleotide messenger RNA. RefSeq lists its product as uncharacterized. The transcript has 3 exons. The record is from RefSeq and is a predicted model, not a curated record. The coding region runs from base 65 to 784 and encodes 239 amino acids. Lineage: Eukaryota; Metazoa; Arthropoda; Insecta; Diptera; Drosophilidae.
ACUUUUGUGUGGAAAGUCAUGUGAUGACUUGGCAUUGAUGCGGUAAAAUACUUUUAAAUUUAUAAUGUCCUGUAUAUGCCAAUUCCAUGAUCUCGGGGACAUUGCCAGCAGAGACCUAGUAGCGUUUCCUUUGCCUGCAAGUGACGACAUGGGCGCUUUCAACGAGGUGGAUAAAGAAUCAUCGGAGCAUAAUGCUUCUAAGGUUAGGUUGUCGGCCUCAGAUCUAUCCGACUGUCGUGCAGAAAACUGGCUCCUUAAGAAAAAGUUACGGGAAUACGAAGUUACAAUUGAAAACCUGGAGCAGUUGGUGACUACUAUAGUUGAGAAGCAGCACCAAAUUUUGAGCGAAAUGUUUUACUUACGCAAAGAAAACCGAGAGCUGCAAUCCGAAUGUCAUCUUCAACGCGAGUAUCACUCAAUGGAAAGAAAUGCCCUGAUGAGGGAGCUGCACGACGCUCAAAUCUUGUGUAGAAGUCGAAAUCUCGGCAUGACUGGAGACUCGAUCAUAAAAUCUGAAUCAUCUUAUGGUGACUUUGAAGAGGAAGACAUGAGUGAAUCGCACGACGGUGAUCAGUGCCAAAGCAGUUGCUGCAAUAAUAAUGAGGAUUAUGAUGCGGGAGAAAAUUGCGCAGAGCCUUUAGCACCUAGUUCAGGUGAAAAUUCUGGUAGGACAUCACCAUCAUUAUCAAGCUCAGUAUCAGGGGACUCGGAAUCGGCUGAUGACAGAUUUCUUAAUUACAGAAGCAUUAAUCAAAGUCUUAUCAGUGGUAGCGAUUCGGACUAACCAGACAAAUAUUUACUACUUGAUGCCUUUGAGUUUAAAUGUAUAUAUUUUUGUUCAAUAUAAAAUACAUGUUACUUGUGGGCAACGCUUUUUAGCAUGACUUUAA